AAAUGGUAAUAAAAUUUGAGGGGCAGCAAAAGUGAAAGCCCACUAAUAGAACACUCCACUCCACCAGAGAUAUAUUUGAUUAGCAAUUUCUUUCUUGCUUCUCACUCCUCCUCCACUCUGAAAAAUCAUCUCACUCAUCUUUUCUCCCUCACUUUCCAUCAUUUCCCCACCAUCCAAACACCAAUUUCGUCCAUUUUCCCACUUCCCAAACAUACCCAUCUCAGAAAAAUCUCAUUAUCCAGUUUCAGCCCUGAAGAACACAAAAAAGAAUAAACCCCAAAAUCUGUCUCUGUUUCAAUCUCUGUUCGUUGGCGUUGUUGGGUUUGUUUCUGGCCAUGGUUUCGUUCCCAUUUGUUCUUCCAUUUGCAAUUUUUCUUUCCUUUGGCCUUCUCUUCGUCUUCCCUCUCAAGCAAUCCCAAUUCUCCUUCUUCGGCGAUCUCCAGGACAUCGCUCUCUUCCACAGAGCCACUCUACAGUCAUCCCAUGCCGGCGGUGGUGGCGGUGCCGGUGGCGGCGGCGGCGGCAUUUCUUCCGUUUCGCGAUUAGGUACUAUUCGAAACCCUAAGCCCAAGAUUGCGUUUCUCUUCCUCACUAACUCCGAUCUAUUCUUCGCCCCGUUGUGGGAACGGUUCUUCCGCGGCCAUGGAUUGCUCUUCAACAUCUACAUCCACGCCGAUCCCUCCGUCGAAAUCAACCCUCCCGGCGGUGUCUUCGAAGGCCGAUUCAUUCGGGCCGGGAAGACUGCGCGUGCGUCGCCGACACUCAUCUCCGCCGCGCGUAGGCUUCUCGCUCGUGCGGUCAUCGACGAUCCUCUGAACCUCUACUUUGCCCUCGUCUCUCAACGCUGUAUACCUAUCCAAUCCUUCGAUUUCAUCUUCAAUUACUUCGCUCCGAUAUGCUUUCUCUAUAGAUGGCAAUGGUCCAGUGCUUACGAGGAACCACGGCAAAGAAGAGGGUUAGGUAUUCCUUUGUGGGCAAGUUGUUACGGCAAGUGGGAUAAUUUACAUUUCCUUUGUGGGCCGUAUCCUGAGGCGUUAGGUAUUCAUUCCAUCUCCAUGAGAUCAAAAGCCGAAUCCUYAUGGUUCCUCAUUGUUCCAUCGAAUUUGAGUGAGGAACUUAGAGAAGCAAGAAGGGAUUCUUCUACCGGUCCCGCGGUGGGAGAUAGUCUUCAAUUUUCUUUAUGGAAUUCAUAUUUCUUGGAGAGAGUCAAACUUUCGAUGNCCGAAGUGCCGUUCGAGCGAUUCAGAGUGGGAUCGCAGUUCUUCAUUUUGACUCGGAAGCACGCGGUGCUGGUGGUGAAGGAAAGGAAACUAUGGAGGAAGUUCAAGCUGCCGUGCUUGGACGAGGAACCGUGUUACCCCGAGGAGCAUUACUUCCCGACUUUGCUGUCCAUGGCGGAUCCGGAAGGUUGCAGCCAUUACACCCUGACUAGGGUUAAUUGGACGGGUUGUUGGGACGGGCAUCCACACUUGUACACGCCGGAGGAGGUCUCGCCGGCGCUCAUACACACGUUGAGGCAAUCGAAUUCCAGCUACUCUUACUUAUUUGCCAGGAAGUUCUCGCCGGAAUCCUUGACGCCGUUGAUGCAAAUCGCCGAUGACGUCAUUUUCCGGGACUGAAGCGUCUGCCUGUUGUUUUCUCCAACGGGGACUGAAGGCUGUCCUCUGAUUCUGGGGAGAUUUUUUUUCUUUGGGGAAACCCUUAAAUGGUUGAAGCGUGGAAAGAAGGCCACAACCCAACCCGAAAGUGA
Molecule: messenger RNA, 1750 nt
Organism: Momordica charantia (bitter melon)
Lineage: Eukaryota; Viridiplantae; Streptophyta; Magnoliopsida; Cucurbitales; Cucurbitaceae
Source: RefSeq, a predicted model, not a curated record